Drosophila erecta is the source of this 1969-nucleotide messenger RNA. RefSeq names its product xenotropic and polytropic retrovirus receptor 1 homolog. The transcript has 5 exons. Gene Ontology annotation, biological process: cellular response to phosphate starvation; phosphate ion transport. Gene Ontology annotation, cellular component: Golgi apparatus; cytoplasm; plasma membrane. The coding region runs from base 20 to 1969 and encodes 649 amino acids. NCBI's taxonomy places the organism in Eukaryota, Metazoa, Arthropoda, Insecta, Diptera, Drosophilidae. Gene Ontology annotation, molecular function: inositol hexakisphosphate binding. The record is from RefSeq and is a predicted model, not a curated record.
UAGCCCGCCCGUGCCGAGGAUGAAGUUUGGCAAGACCUUCGAGUCCCACCUGACGAUCGAGUGGCGCCAGCAGUAUAUGCGAUAUGGGGAUCUCAAGGAGCUGAUCAAACAGGGCGUGGAAAACGCCCCCUCGCCGCUUACUUCCUCGGACUACGAAAUUCAGGCCUAUUACAGGGCCUUUGAGGAGACCUUCCUCACCGAAUGCCAAACGGAACUGACCGGGGUGAACAACUUCUUUCUGGAAAAACUGCUCGAAGCCCGCCGUAAACAUGGCCACCUGAAGCUUCAGCUUCUCGCCUAUUCCCGGGAACCCGGACACACAGGCAGUGACUCGUCGCUGUCACAGCGAGCCGAAAGGAGCCAAAAGAAGAUAAUGACCACUCGCCAGCUGAGAUACGCCUAUGCUGAGUUCUAUCUGAGUCUGGUGCUCAUCCAGAACUACCAGUCGCUGAACGAGACGGGCUUCCGCAAGAUCUGCAAGAAGUACGACAAAAACUUGCGCUCCAGUGCGGCAGGCAGGUGGUUUACGGAGAACGUAGUGGAUGCCCCCUUUACGGAUGGACGUCUAUUGCAGCGCAUGACCAUCGAGGUGGAGGAUCUGUACACGGCCCACCUGGCGAACGGGGAUCGCUCGCUGGCCAUGGAAAAGCUCAGAGUUCCGCCAUUGGGCGAGCCCACUCCGCCAUCGAUGGUCUUUCGUGCGGGCAUCGCUCUGGGCAUGCUAAUCAUGCUGCUCGUGGUCACCGCCAUCAGCUACUGGAAACGAGCUCCAUUGGAGGAUCAUACCCCGGGUCUGAUGAGCCUGUACCGCGGUCCAUUCACCUGGGUGAUCUUCAACUUCUACAUGGCCGCCAACGUUGCCGGCUGGCAGCAGGCCGGAGUCAACCAUGUCCUGAUCUUUGAGAUAGACCCCAGAAGUCACCUGCAGCCGGCCACAUUUCUGGAAAUCGCCUGCACCUUCGGCAUUCUUUGGGCCCUGUCCAUGUUGGGGUUCCUGUACAAUGACUUGAUAGGUGUGUCGGAUCCGUUCGUCUUCCCACUGGCCCUAAUCCUGAUCAUGGUUGGCCUGCUGGUGGUGCCUCUGCCAAUAAUGAACUGGCCGGCCAGGUGGUGGACCAUCAAGCUGGUGGGUCGCGUGAUCAGCGCUCCACUGCACUACGUGGGAUUUGCCGACUUCUGGAUGGGCGAUCAGCUGAACUCGCUGGUGACCUGCAUUGUAGAUUACUAUUACACAUUAAGGUUCUAUGCGAUAAGUUGGCUGCGAUAUGAACGGGUUAACAACUGCUUUGAGCCGGAUGUGAUUGUCCCGAUUACCAUGUGCCUGCCCGGCUGGUUUCGAUUUGCUCAGUGCCUGCGAAGAUUCAGGGACAGUGGUUCCAAGUCGGUGAGCUACCUGAUCAAUGCGGGAAAGUACUCAACCACGUUUUUGGUGGUACUCUUUGCGACGCUGCGCAGAAACUCGGAGGGUGAGUAUGCCAGUACGUUCAGCAACCCCUACACCUGGCUAUUCCUCGCGAGCUGCGUAGUGGCCACCGUCUACUGCUAUUUGUGGGAUGUUAUUCGCGACUUUGGGCUCUUCAGGAUUAUGAGCGGUGAGCGUAUAUUCCUCAGAAAGCAACUGGUCUAUCCGCAGGCCUUCUACUACUUUGUGAUCGUAGAGAAUCUGGUGCUGCGGCUCUUCUGGGCCGUCGAGUUCACCAUUCUGUACCACAACCUGAUGACUGCCUAUAAUAUGAGGACCAUCUGCAGUAUCCUGGAGAUUACUAGACGCUUCAUUUGGAACUACGUGCGCCUGGAGAACGAGCACUUGUUCAACUGCGGAAACUUCCGCGCCACAAGGGACAUCCAUUUGGCAGCCCUGAAUCCUCGCCAGGAACGAAUGCUGGAGAGCAUGAUGGACGAGUCGGAUGGCGUGUCGAAUCGACGCAAAUCGAAUGAGCGCAUUCGCCUGAAGAAGGAGUACUUCUAG